Messenger RNA from Aspergillus wentii DTO 134E9, 777 nucleotides. RefSeq lists its product as uncharacterized. The transcript has 2 exons. The record is from RefSeq and is a predicted model, not a curated record. The coding region runs from base 1 to 777 and encodes 258 amino acids. NCBI's taxonomy places the organism in Eukaryota, Fungi, Ascomycota, Eurotiomycetes, Eurotiales, Aspergillaceae.
AUGACACUCCGCCAUAUCACGAUCCUAUCCCUCAUCCUGCACGCAGGAAUCAGCUACGCGGCAGGCAGCCAAUGCUACUAUCUCAACGGCACCGCAACCGAUGACACAUUCAAACCCUGCUUCCCCGAUAAGCCAAACAGCGGGUGCUGCGUCUUGGCGAAACCAAACGAUGCUCCGAACGAUAUAUGUCUAGAUAACGGGCUCUGCUAUUCUCAGGACACGGGCGCCAGUGGGUUUAUUUUCCAGGAUGCGUGCACGGAUCAAACCUGGGGGAGCGCAGAGUGUCCGCGAUAUUGCAAUUCGUUGAAAGCGGUGGGUACGGGAUACUACAUGCUGCCCUGUCCAGCCAAGGGAGGAAGUCAAUGGUGUUGCUCGCAGUCUGGGGAAGACUGCUGCGAAAGUGCCUCUAGUGUCAGCAUGCCGCCUCUGCCGACAUCGACUUCCUCCUCGACAUCGAGUACUUCGACCUCCCCCGCGACCAACACGGCUGAAGCGACAUCAGAAACAGGGAGUGGAGGGAGUGACUCUAAGGCUACAUCUGUGGGUGUUGGGGUGGGCGUUGCGUUAGGCGCAUGUCUGCUCGCGACAAUUGCCGGAUUGAUUUUCCAGCAUGUCAUGCAUAAGCGGCGGGUGCAGGCACUCACGGAGGAACUGGCACGGCAGAUGGCCAGGCCUGAGCCUGUACCAUAUAGCCAGAUUGUCGCCAUGCAGCCUCCGUCAGAAGUGGAGAAUACACAAAAACCAGCUGUGUUUGAACUGGGAGGGCGGCAAGGUUAG